AUGCAAUCAUCAGCAGCUUCAAUCGGUAACAUUGGCAAUAACAUACCCGAUUUGAUGACAGCAGCACAACAAGUUGGUUAUGGUGAUGCAAAAGAUGCAUUACAAUUGAAAUCAGAUGUAACCGUACCAAAAGAAUUAAAAGCAUCGCAAGUAUUGGUAAGAAAUCAUGCUGUAUCAAUCAAUGCUAUUGAUUGGAAAUUAUUAAAUGGCAAUAUGUCAAUUAUUAAGACAUAUGCAUUUCCACAUAUACCAGGCAUGGAUUGUUCGGGUAUAGUUGUUAAUGUCGGUUCGUCUGUAGGACGCUUAAAAGUCGGUGAUGCUGUCUAUGGUAACAUGGGCUAUGGAAAUGCCUUUGCUGAAUACGUCCGUGCUGAUGAAUCAUUAUUCGCAUUGAAACCAGUAAAUCUAUCGUUUGCAGAAGCAGCAGCUGUUCCAUUAGCUGGUGAAACAGCUUAUGAAGCACUUUUUCAACAAAGAGAAAUUACACGAGAUUCAAAAGUGUUUAUUUGUGGUGGUCCAACAGGAGUGGGAUUAUUUGGGAUACAAUUGGCAAAAGCAGUGGGAGCACAUGUUGCAUGUACUAGUUCAUUGAGAAACAUGGAUACAAUUAAGAAGUUAGGUUACAAUGUAACCGAAAAUAUAAGCGAAGUAAUGAAGCCUAAUAAUGAUGAUCUCUUAGUAAUCGAUUAUACAAAAUACAACUUUGGGGAAAUACUUCAUCAUCAAAAUUAUGAUGUUGUCUUUGAUUGUGUUGGAGGACAAGAACAGUGGGAAUCAGCACAACAAAUAUUAAAACCAGGUGGUCGUUUCAUUACAAUUGUUGGUGAUGAUCCACAUUCGAAUUUAACAGUGAAAAACAUUGUUACGAUGGGUGCUGGUGUUAUUAAUCGUAAAUUUUGGUCUUUGGUCGGACAAGAACCAUCCUAUAUAUUUCAUAUAUUGAAACAUGAUUAUCGUCAUUUAGAUGACAUGAGAGUGAAUUAUAUUGAAACAGGAAAAAUGAAACCUAUAAUUGAUCAUGUCUACGACUUUUAUAAUGUAAAAGAAUUGCAUGAAAUGUACGAUCGAUCAAAAUCAGGAAAAGCACAAGGAAAAAUGGUCGCACAAAUUAUUAAAGAUUAG
Rotaria sordida is the source of this 1122-nucleotide messenger RNA. The record is from the annotation of a GenBank genome assembly. Lineage: Eukaryota; Metazoa; Rotifera; Eurotatoria; Philodinida; Philodinidae.